UACUUGUAGAACGUAAUCGGUCACCAUAGGAACCGGGACCGAUUUGGUGUCAACCCUUUCGAAAUUCAUGAGUGCGCUUUUUCAGAUUUUAUGCAGCUACCAAAGCAUGUUACGGAGAGGGAUAAUAACAAUGGACUAGCUUGCUAGCUAGAUCUCAACAAAUGUAUGGAUCCUUAGACUUCACUUGUGCAUUGUUGUACAAUUUCAGGGCUAAACUUCCUCGCCUGAAGAACAUUAUAGGGUGUUAUUUAUUAGCCAACAUGGCUGAGGAUAGCGAGUGGGUUGUGGAGAGCAUCGCUGGAUAUUUGUCAAGUCCCGAAUGGGUCAUACCAGUUACGGACUUCAUGGAAAGCAAAUGUACAGUUUUUGACGACGAAGAUGAGAAUAAAUUGACUUAUACAGAUAUUCAUCAGCAGUACAAGCAUUUGGUGGAGAAGUUGUUAGAAACCUACAUGCAAGAGGUUGGCAUCAAUGAGCAGCAGUUUUUGGAGGCAUGCUCCUCUCCUUUCGCCAAGUCCAAAACCUUACAGGCUGUAUUCCAUCCUGUCCUGGCCACAGAUGACUUCCAGAUGUUCAGGGCUCUCAUGGUACAGAAGAAUAUGGAGCUGCAGCUCCAGGCGCUGCGUGUCAUUAAAGAGAGAAAUGGCGCUCUACCUGAGUGUCUCACAGAUGGAGCAGAUGUGAUGAGUGAGCUGGAGAAGCAGGAGCUGAAGAUUCUUCAGGAGGUGCUCAAGAUGUCAAAGGAUGAAUAUGACCAAGAGAUGGCUCUGAGACUGCAGUCAGAGGAGGAGAUUGGAUCCACGUCCAGAAGUUGCUCUGAUAGGCCACUUCUAGAAGCAGCCAGCAUCCAGACGACAGCCUCCACUCAACAGACAAACACCACCAACAAGGUGAACAGUUCAUCUCAGAGGAAAGAGCCUGCUGUAGCUGGUGGUGGGCAGAUAAGUCCAGCCAAGACCAGCACAUCUGCCCUUUCUAAGUUGCCAUCAGAGCGGCACAGUGCAGAGCCAAGGAUCCUGCCUGCAGUGAGGGUUCCAGUGAAGGGCACCGAGCCUCCGGCUGUCUCCAGGGAGAAGGGGAGCAGCAGCCAGGCUGCAGAGGGAUGGAUAGAGGAGGCACGUAAGGAGGCUGGCAUCUCCAAGCCAUUCACAGAGUUGUCAGCAGAGCAGCAAGAGCAACUCCAGCAAAGGGCACUGUACCUGAGGCAGCAGAGGGACAAGCUUCAGGCCAUGAAAAAAGAGCAGAGACCCAAACCAGCCACACCAGAAACCCCAGCACCCACUCCCAGCACACCGGACGAUGGUCCCAAAAUGAACGGGGGUGGUGCUAGUAUAAAUGAAGAGAGGGUCAAUGCACCCCAGCCUGUGAGCUCUCCUUUGGGGGGACAGGAGAAGCAGCCCAAGGAGAUCUCUGUCGAAGAAAAAAAGAAGUUGCAGAAAAGAAAACAUCUGGCAGAAAAACUGAAAGAGGAAGUCAUCAAAAAGUAAAACUGCAAUAUAUCCCCCCCAGAGUGUAACUGUAGUCCAACUGGACCAUCAAUUCAUUGGGAAGCUGAGAUGGACUGUGCUUGUGAAGGGGCAACAGGAAAUGUGCAUUUGUAAUGGAAUGUAGUAUUUCAAUGGUUAUUGAUAGUCUUAAAGGGAAUGACACAUUGGUUUCCUUACUCUAUAAGCAGUCUAUGGGCAAGGUGACAACAAUCCAUGCUUUGGUUUAGUUUCCCUGGCACUGAUUUGGAAAUUAUGCACAAACUAUUCUAAUAUUGGUCCAAUGACUUGAAUAUGAUUUGUUCCACAAAUGGUCAAAUGUUAGCAUGUGUUAACAGUGCCAGGGAAAUUGUUUUGCUGUCAUACCUGGUCUAUAGACUGCUUACAGGGUAAGGAAACAAAUUUAAUUUUGUAAUUUGGGUGAACUAUCCCUUUGUAUAAUAUGUGGUUUAAUAAAUAUAUUUUAAAGAAAAUGUCAA
Molecule: messenger RNA, 1963 nt
Organism: Oncorhynchus nerka (sockeye salmon)
Lineage: Eukaryota; Metazoa; Chordata; Actinopteri; Salmoniformes; Salmonidae
Product: cilia- and flagella-associated protein 36-like
Exons: 11
Coding region: 162-1487 (441 amino acids)
Cellular component (GO): axoneme; ciliary base
Source: RefSeq, a predicted model, not a curated record